CGUGCGUGCUAUACCCAGCCGGCCGGCAGUGACGGCGUGCCGGGCCCUGCCUCCGCGCAUUACUUCUUGGGGGGCUCCGGGCGGAGGAGUGGCUGUUCACUUGGCUGUGGAGGACGCCACAGGAGAGGUCACCGGGACGAGGUCGUAGCAACGGCGACAGCCGCACCUGUCCUCCUUUAGCUUUCAGUGCAGUCACAAUGAGAAUUAUCUGCUUACUCUGUGUAUGUCUUUUGAUGCUGGGGGAUUUCUUGGAAGCCAAGUUUGAUGAUUUUGAGGAUGGAGACGACAUGGUAGAAUAUGAUGAUAAUGACUUUGCUGAGUUUGAGGAUGUAAUGGAAGAUGUUGUCACAGAGCCCCCUCAGCGAGUUAUCACCACAGAGGAAGAUGAAGAAGAAGCCACUGUGGAGCUGGAAGGGCCAGAUGACAACCCAGAGGAUUUUGAAGAUACAGAUCCCCAGGAGGGGGAUACUGAAAAUGAACCAUAUGAUGAUGAAGAGUUUGAAGGCUUUGAAGAGAAACCAGAUAUGUCUUCCAGCAAAAGCAAAGACCCUAUAACAAUUGUUGAUGUCCCUGCACACCUUCAAAAUAGCUGGGAAAGUUAUUAUAUGGAGAUUUUGAUGGUAACAGGCCUGCUUGCCUACAUCAUGAAUUAUAUUAUUGGAAAGAAUAAAAACAAUCGUCUGGCUCAGGCCUGGUUUAAUACCCACAGAGAGCUUCUGGAAAGCAACUUUACCCUCGUUGGGGAUGAUGGAACCAGCAAGGAAGCUACAAGCACAGGGAAGUUAAACCAGGAGAAUGAGCACAUCUAUAACCUGUGGUGUUCAGGCCGAGUAUGCUGUGAGGGCAUGCUUAUACAGCUGAAGUUUCUCAAGAGACAAGAUCUCCUGAAUGUCCUGGCUCGAAUGAUGAGGCCAACCUGUGAUCAAGUGCAAAUAAAAGUAACAAUGAAUGAUGAAGAUAUGGAUACAUAUGUUUUUGCUGUUGGCACACGAAGAGCCUUGGUACGACUACAGAAGGAGAUGCAGGACCUGUGUGAAUUUUGUAGUGACAAGCCCAAGUCUGGAACAAAGUAUGGACUUCCAGACUCCCUGGCCAUCUUGUCAGAAAUGGGAGAAGUCACAGAGGGAAUGAUGGAUACAAAGAUGGUACACUUUCUUACUCACUAUGCUGACAAGAUUGAAUCAGUCCAUUUUUCAGACCAGUUCUCCGGUCCAAAAGUCAUGCAAGAGGAAGGUCAGCCUUUAAAGCUGCCCGACACCAAGAGGACACUAUUGUUUACAUUUAAUGUACCUGGCUUAGGUAACACUUCCCCAAAGGAUAUGGAGGCUUUGCUGCCCCUGAUGAACAUGGUGAUUUACUCUAUUGAUAAAGCCAAAAAGUUCCGGCUUAACCGAGAAGGCAGACAAAAAGCUGAUAAGAACCGGGCCCGAGUAGAAGAGAAUUUCCUGAAGCUGACGCAUGUGCAGAGGCAGGAAGCUGCACAGUCUCGUCGGGAGGAGAAAAAGAGGGCUGAAAAGGAGCGGAUCAUGAAUGAGGAAGAUCCUGAGAAACAGCGCAGACUAGAGGAAGCUGCCUUGAGACGUGAACAGAAGAAGUUAGAGAAGAAACAACUGAAAAUGAAGCAAAUCAAAGUGAAAUCCAUGUAAAUCGAAAGAAGCUGGCUGAUUCCACUUAUAAGCUCUGAAUUCCCAGGAUACAAAAAAAGUCCAUUUCUCAUCUUUAAUUUCAAACACUCACCAUUUGGGGAAUCCUCAUUGUAUCAUCAGCACUUUUUCUUGGUUUAGAGUUUUACAAAGUAUAUAUAUGAGUUUUAAGGAUUCUGUUUCAAUAAUUUUUUUCCAGGUUCAAAUUGCUUUGACUAUUUUUAAAAGAAAUGAUAGUUCAAAUCUCUGUGAUUGUUUUUUAACUUUAAAUUGUAAAAUGAAUCAUCAGUGUCAGUCACAUUUCAGUGCUUCUUGUUUUUAAGAUAUUUGAUGUCUAUAAGCAAAAUCCUUGUUGCUUAUGGGCAAUUGAAAUGGCUAGAGAAAAACUCUAAAACCAGGAUUUCCCAAAUGACUAUUGAAAUUGCACAAUAAACAUUGCUUGGUGUCA
Phascolarctos cinereus (koala) is the source of this 2091-nucleotide messenger RNA. It is a transcript of the gene CCDC47, whose product is annotated as coiled-coil domain containing 47. NCBI's taxonomy places the organism in Eukaryota, Metazoa, Chordata, Mammalia, Diprotodontia, Phascolarctidae. Gene Ontology annotation, molecular function: calcium ion binding. The record is from RefSeq and is a predicted model, not a curated record. Gene Ontology annotation, cellular component: endoplasmic reticulum. Gene Ontology annotation, biological process: endoplasmic reticulum calcium ion homeostasis.